Molecule: messenger RNA, 4942 nt
Organism: Varroa destructor (honeybee mite)
Lineage: Eukaryota; Metazoa; Arthropoda; Arachnida; Mesostigmata; Varroidae
Gene: bug
Product: thioredoxin domain-containing protein bug
Biological process (GO): cilium assembly
Cellular component (GO): cilium
Source: RefSeq, a predicted model, not a curated record
GUUCAGUACAGGUAGCUACUAAGUAACAAGUCAAUAAAGCUCGUUAUAACCUAGAAAUGUAUACACGAGUAUAUGAUAAUUUUGCCUGCCCACUUGUCCGCUAUACUGUGCUCCCUGUAUGUUUUAUCAAAGCAUUGUACAGAUCGCCCUUCCACAAAUGUUUGAACGGUUAGAUAUGUUACCAGCAGUACAAAUGAUCCCAGCACCAUAUACGUUGACUAAAUAGCUUAAAAACAUCUCAUUUAGUGAUAUUUUCCACAACUAGUGCAUAUUGCACACAGUAAAUAACAAUACUAACAGUGUCACCAUCACGGACUUUGUGUACGUCACGCGUCUGCCUACGAGUGGGUAUGUGUGCGUGAGUGUGCUUAAAAUGCCAAUGCAUCGAUUGGGAUUAAAUCGAACUUUAAGCGGUUUGUUUCUCAUUAGCAAUCCCUGCAAGUGAUAAGAACAUGUAUGUACAUCAGUUUAUAUUGCUCACAUUGUGGACGUUGUGGCUAUCACUGCAGUGUUUACUAGUUCGGCCAAAAUUGUCGCAACUGUAUUCGUAUUAUCAUCAAUUUGAUAUGAAAUUCACUUCAUAGUAAAGCGAAACUGAAAUUAGUGCCCAGUGAUAUCCAGUUUAUGUAUGCAUGUACGUCCGUCUGUUUUGUAACCAUGAGCCAACAUAAAGCAUUACUGCUGUGUUGACCCUUUGCUGUCUGCAAUUAUCAUCAACGAGUGUCGCGCUUUCCGUAUCAAAUAAAACUAUCUUGCGUAAUCGCCGACACUUGUUUGCACUCGAGAAUAAAAACUGAAAUACCAUCCAACAACCCCCCGUCUGUCCUGUAUAUGUAUAUAUAUAUAUAUAUACAUAUAUAGCAAAAGACGAAUUACGGAACCGGGUGUUGCCAUAUUUGUGCGAAGGGCUACAUAUGAAAUGUUGCGGUCAUCCGCCAGCCCGAAGGACUGCAGGGACACCGAAUACGCGUAGCCGCGUGCUAGCCAUAUCAGGUCGUAUCGUCGAUGAUCUCAUCCAGUUCGGUAAGUUGGAACACAGGCUCGUAAUGUGUCCACUGAUCGCAAUCUCCCGUUAUAUUGCAUACGCAUUCAUUUGAUGGCAGCAUGCGGGACAGUACUGUGAUACUUAAAAAGUAUGGUACGGCUGUUUGCGAAGAGAGGUUUGACCAUGAGCGGAGAAAAAUAUGCUUAGCACGCUAAAGCGACCAGCGCGCAUGGCCUGCACUUGAAGGAAAUUUUCAAGUUAGAUUAUUAUAUCAAGUAGACGCUGCCGAACCGACAAGAAAUUAGCUCACACAACUGCUGUUACUGAUCCUGUGUUGUCCGGCAACGGUAAGAAUCAGAAGAUAAGGAGCUAGAUCAGGAAUUAGUCAAGUUAAUUUGUCUGACUUUAGUUAUUAGAAUACAAGGGCAAUAAAAACGUGUCUCUUUCAUAUUACACAGUGAGACUUAGUACUCAUGGUAGUAGCAGCAGUUGAAAUUCAAGUCAAUUUAUCUUAUAAAAUUUUAACGACGAAAAACGAUUGCUGCUGGCUUUUUCUUAUAAGAAACAGUUUUAGUAUGCCGUAAUGUAUAAUAUGACAAAUAUGUCGAUGUCUUUAUUUAUUUAACAAGCAAGUUGAUACAAUGCGAGGAGUCUGCUGCGGUUUUGCAACAUUGAAUCCAAUGGAUUCUAAUAAAAUUUUUUCAUUGAAACAAUGGCUUUGGAUAGUGCUAACGCACGUCAUAAAAAGUAUGAACAAUGCUUUAUAACGAUCAUAACGUCGGAAAUAGAUAUUAUCACAUUUUUGCAAUCCGCCAAUGACUGUCAGUAAAGUAAAUUUGCCACGGUUUCGGUAUUGCCUAUUAUCGGAAAUAGUUUUAAUAUUGUAAAACUACAAACUCUUACACGCUAUCAGUUACACACAAAGUGUGUCUACGCAGGCAUUUUGAUCCUCGUUGAGAUGGAAUCCCUCACCCCGCUACUCUUUAUGGUUACAGAUGAUAUACAUUGUCAAAUAGAGAUCAUCUCUGGUGAGCAUACUCAGACUUCGUUGUUUUAUUGACGUAUAUUUAAGAUUACGUUACAUUCCAAAUCUUUGCGAACUUUGUGCAGGAUCGUUGCCUAUGCAUAAUGCUAUGCAUCCCGGCUAUUGAUCAGUAGAGUUUUUAGUUUGCUUAUCUUAAAAUGACGUGCCAUUUGAGCAGAAACGUUAGAAAUGUAAUACAGAAUUAAAUCAUUUGACAAAUACAGCAUGAAUAUUCUUGCAGCUCCACCCACGAGUACUCAAAGUGUUUACUGAUUUUACCUAGGAACAUUGCGUGUGUAAUAUAUAUACGUAUCUAUGGUGUCAGAGAAAUAAAUUUCUGUUUACAGACAAGGUUAACUAAGAAUUUUUUGGGUUGCCGCCAGUAUGACAAAAUCGUCAAAGUUGUUUUUAAACACUACAGCUGGGUUUAUAUUACGACAUAGGCAAAACUUGCAAAAUUAAUUUUUCGUAAGAAAGACUGUUGCUAAUAUAAUUUCGCUGCCCGAGUUCAGCAGCACUCUGGAGACAAACUUAUUGCUGCUCCUUAAAGUGAGCUAAUAAAAGCAACAUAGAAGAGCCUGUGCUGGAAGCCGUUUGCAGAGUAGCCCUGGAUAACGCAUUACCGAGCUUUUCUCGUAUCAAUAGAUUUCAAAUAAGCAAAUGUUUAUAUUGUAUGGUCUUGGCUAAUGGGCCAGGGCCCUUAAAGUGGAGAUAAUUGCUACUGUUCGUUACAUAAUUUUAUCGAAUAAUAAUUUUGGCCAAUAUAGGUGUUGUGUCAAAAUGUUGUAAGUCUAUACCCUCUACACAAUGCAACUUUUACACCAAUUCAAAGCGGCUCUACUAAUCAUUACUGAUUGUGUUUAAAACAACUAAUGUUGCCCCUUUUAACCACCAAGGGAAAGGCUUCACAUGCAUAAUUCUUUAGCACGCAUACGCCGUGCCUAUGGCAUAAAGCUCAAAGAAGCAUGAAAAACUCGGCGUUUAAAGCGUUCGCAUAUAGAAAUCGCGAACUGCGUAAGUAUCACAUACAACCUUAAGUAUUCGCUUUUUUUUUAGAACUUCAGGUGCCGAAGCCUUAGAGAUGACGGAUGGUUUUAAGACCAUGGGUUGUAUGGAAUGCUUUAUGGUCCUUUAAAGGACAAUGCGUUGCGGUUUGUUAGGUUAACAUGAAAACUUAUUUAUGUUUAUACGUUGUCUCAUUACCUAUGUCAAAUCAAACAACUAAAUUGUGUGCACUUAUUGUAAAUAAAACUUGUUAUAACACAACCCUUCUUGGAUAGCAUUUUGUCCUAGGAUAACAUCCCUAAUUCCUGCCCGGCCUAGAAGAAUAGCCCGCGCUCAUCAGCGUUUGAAAAUAGAAAUGCGUGCAUUCGUACACUGAUCAGCUGUUGGCUCUCCAGCCAAACAUGUUCUGGGUAUCACUCGUUUACGUCUACAGAGUUUCUUGCUUAAGCUUCGUUUGUACAGAAGGCUUAGAAAGUAAUUUAGUUUUUUUUUCUACGUGACAACAUCAAUCAGAAACCUUUCUACCACAUAGUGCUCUGGAAACAAUGAAAAAGACAGUAACUCCUCGAUGACCUUAGUAUCCAGUGGAAUCUCAUAAUCUAGAACAUGUGCGUUAGUUGACGUGGUACGUGGGUUUCACCGCUAAACUCCACCGAGUGCCUACUGUCAUCACCACCAUGUCACAAGGCAUUACCCUGUUCGUUCUUUUGUUAGUGGGAAGCCCGUGUUACAUGCAAGAUUUGCAGGUCGACAGUGCUGUCUUCGACGGAAACGUCUCCACGGUUACGCUAUCACCGCAAGAGAGCUUAGGUCUUCUAUCACCACAAGUAAUUGACGCAGUCAAUUCAUCGGAUCCGGUAAUUAAUGACAGUGCGUUGGACACGGCGAUUCUACCGAUUAGUGAAAACGGCACCGAUGCAGCCAGCAAAUUGACUUCUGCCAGUUCAGCGGCUGCCACGGCCGAUAGUCGCCGUGUUUCCUGUGCAGUACCGGAGAUUGCCCACGACCGUUUGGUGAUACUCAACGCAAGUGAAAUUGCCGAAACGCUGUCAGCGGCGCGCAACGAAUGCAGUUUACUUAUUUUUUACUCUCCUCAUUGCAUGUUCAGCGCUCGCAGUGCUCCGUACCUCAACGGUAUCGCGCGCUAUUACCCCAACAUAUCUGUGCUUGCGCUGCAGAUCAAUGAAUCGUCCACGGUCAACAUGAAAUACGGCAUAGUGGCCAUACCUACCGUUCUGUUGCUGCAUAAUUCCCGAGCAAUAGCUAAAUUGAACCAUACGAACGCGACUUCACUAGACGUGCUGGCUGCAUUUAUUGAGAAACAUACAGGGAUACCGCAGGUCCAGAAUAUGACGCUGUUACCAGUCGAUCGGAUUGGCCCGCUUCCGUGUGAAGUAGUCGAAAGACCUAAUUAUCUUUUACUUGUAGCUUGGAUUUUCACUAUAUUUGCAUUCAUCUACCUGUUGUUGCGAUCGUCUUACGCAGCUAAAGCAUACAACUGGUUCGUAGCAACUUGGCGAGAAGCACGAGAAGCCGAACAGGCCCAAAGGCCGCAUCAGGACUAAGUUCGACAAGGAACACGGAGUGAAAUGUGGAACGAUAAUAUGGCUUAAUGUUAAACGGAGGGUUGUAUAGGCUGAAAUUGAUACCAUGUCAUUUACGUCAUUUGUUAGUAAGAGCCACUUCAAGGCUCACCUGCUUCUAUAAACGCAGUAUGGCUUCUGUUGUUAUUUAGUGCUUUUUGGAACAGGCAAAAAAAACAAAUGUAGAUAAUCUACACAUGUAACUUAGAAGGUGCGUGAUGCUGGGUAUCCGCGCUGUGAGUAUGUAUACCGCAGAGGUAUUUGAUGGAAAUACAAGAAAAAAGAACACGGAACCUCUUCUGCGUAAACAGAAGACGGGUGCCCAAUUCCUGUACAUAAGUUGUG